GAGCAAGUGGAUGAUGUGGGUUUUGUUCCUCAGCAUAAAUUUUAAGAAACAUAUGGCCUGAUGCUGCAUUGCUUUUCUCCAUGCCAAAUGUACAUCUAGAACAAGAGCUGGCAAUAGUGGGACAACAGCAGUCGUGUGUUCAGGCUUUUACCCAGGUUGUCAAGAUGUGGAAACAAGGCUGCAUAGGACAUAGGUGGUGUAUGGGCUAUAAGAGAAGGAUAGGGUAUUAUAUGGUCUACAAACAAGUGUACAUCAUGGAGCAUAAAACAGUCUAUAAAUGUUGUCCAGGAUGGACUAAAAAAGAUGAUGAACCUGGUUGCUUGCACUUGUUGUGCUCUGUAGGCACUUGCUUCAAUGGCAGGAAAUGCUCUGAAGGAGGAUCGCUGAUGUGCCAAUGUCCUGAGGGAUUUCAGGGUCCUCGGUGCCAGUAUGAUGUAAAUGAAUGUACCACUGAGAAUGGUGGAAGUCAGGAUCAAUGCUGCAAUACUAUUGGCAGCUAUUACUGCCGCUGUGCAGCUGGCCAGAAACUGGGGGAAGAUGGAAAAUCAUGUGAAGUGAUGGACCCCUGCACAAGUGGGAAUGGAGUAUGCUCACACAUCUGUCAAAAUGAGAGAGGAUUUGUAAUGUGUGAGUGCUAUCCUGGAUACUAUCUUUCUGCAGACAAAAAGUCCUGUGGAGACAUUGAUGAGUGUGCAGAAGAGAUAGCCAAGUGUGUUCAUCAUUGUGUCUAUGUCUGUAAUCCUGACUUUGACCUGGGCACUGAUGGAAAGCAGUGCUACCAUGGAGAAUUGAAGCACAGAGAGAAUAUGGCCCAAAAGAGCACCCUGUGGGAAAUGAACCAAAUGAAACCCAGACUUGGUAUCGAAAUGGAAAUUGUCAAUAGCUGUGAAAGCAACAAUGGUGGUUGCUCUCAUCACUGCCAACACUUGACAGAUUGCCCUGAUGGUCUGUGGGGAGUAGACUGUCAGUUCUUCUGUGAGCCCUGUGAGAAUGGAGGGGAAUGUAACAAAGAAAAUGGAAUCUGUGAUUGCCCCCUGGGAUACACUGGGAAGUCAUGUUACCUACAUAAGUUAUCAAACUGCACUAAUCAAUACAAAGACAGUCAAUAGAGAAAUCAUUGAUUUUACCUUCUAUUUUAUAAGAUAUUUGCUGUAUUAGGAUAUGCUAAUUAAAGUUUCAAAUGCAUUACAAAUUGACCAGGCUAGAUUAAUUAUGUCUGCCAGACAGAGAUUAGAAAGGAAUCCAAGUAGCCUAAACAGCUACACUAAAUAAACAUGGAACAAUCACACCUACUGAAUGGCAGGGUAUGUCUACACUGCAGAAUUUUUUCUGGAAAAAUGGCUGUUUUUCCUGAAAAACUACU
This is a messenger RNA of Pelodiscus sinensis (Chinese soft-shelled turtle), 1363 nucleotides long. NCBI's taxonomy places the organism in Eukaryota, Metazoa, Chordata, Testudines, Trionychidae. The record is from RefSeq and is a predicted model, not a curated record.